UCACUGACACUACACCUAUUAGGUCCUCACCCUGCGACACGCCUCUCUCUCUCUCUCGUAUCUUCCGUUCGCAACGAUUUCGCUCUUCCUCAGUCUCAUCACCGCGCCAACAUAAAUUGAAAUAUCAUGAAGCGGUUCCCCUUCGCGUCAGCCUGUUUACCAAGAGAUGGAUUCGAUAGAAAAGAGAAGGAGGCGGCUCAAAAUAGAAAACCGCAGAAAUAGAAUAGAUAGAGGAUGGACUCGCCCCCCGUUCAUCUCAACAACGCGCCACCGCCUCCGCCUCAAGCCACCUCUCCUUGCCGCGUCAGGCUCAUGGUCAGCUACGGUGGUCGAAUCCAGCCCCGUCGCUACGACAACAGUAGGCUUUCUUACGUCGGCGGAGAAACCAAGAUCCUCUCCCUUGACCGCUCCGCCCGCUUCCCUGCCCUUCUCUCCAAACUUGCCUCCAUCACCGCCUUCGUGAGCCCACUCUGCCUGAAGUACCAGCUCCCCGGUGAGGAUCUCGACGCCCUCGUCUCCGUCACCGACGACGACGACCUCGACCACUUGAUGGCCGAGUACGACCUCCUCCAUCGCACCUCCUCCACCAAGCCCUCGCCCCGUCUCCGCCUCUUUCUCUUCCCCGUCGGUCCCCCUCCCCCGCGCCCCUCGGCGGCCCUCCUCGACGCCGCCCGCUCGGAACGUCAGUGGUUCCUCGAUGCCCUCAACGCCGUGCCAGCCCCACCCUCCCCGCCGCCUGCGCCGCCCACCACGCUGGAUGCCUCGCAGAGCCCCGACUUCCUUUUCGGCCUCGACUAUGACUACCUCACUACCGCAGUGGGUAAGGUCACCGCAGAUCCUCAGUCCCUGUCGUCGGUGCUGGAGAAUCUUCCCCUCGAGGCGCCAACGAAGCCCGAUCUGGUCAAGGAUGAGAGCGGAAAACCAAUCGCGGGAGGUGCUGAUUCGGUCGCCGCUUCUCCCGCCGUGGUAUCUACGGGGGAGAUCCAGCGACAGAGUCCGGAUCUUGAUAAGCCAAAGAUGGCCGAUAAUCCUCCGCCGGUGGUCCCGUGCAACAGCAGCGAGGAGAACCUACCUAGGGUAAGAGCACCGGAGGUCAUCGCUGCGCCGCCACCCUCGACGGCAGUGUACUGGCAGGAGCAGCGCGGAGGUGCAUCGGUCGGAAGGUACGCCUUGUCGGCUCCCGUCGGCGAUCAGACCGUGUACCUAAUUCAGGCGUCACCGGCCGGCUACCCAGCGAUCUACACUGCAGCGCCAAGAGUGGUGCCGGCGAAGGCCUUCUGCGAGGCUGCGGCUCCCGGUCUGGUAUCGACGAAGCUGGUGGGAGGCUGUGGCAAGCUGAUGACCCGGCUGGAGGCAUACGCAGCAGCAACAGCGGGGCAGGUGGCGUACGAUAGAACGGAGCGGGUGGUUUACGACCCGAGCGUCGCACCGACGUAUCAGACGGUCACGAGCCCUCGAUCCCGCCGAUGCGGCCGUUAGAGCUACGAAGGCGUCAGAGAUAUCUCGAUCGACUCCGGAGAAAAAACAAAUAAACAUAGGUCUCUAUUCCUCUUCUUUGUUCUGUUCAUUCCUUUCUCUUCUUUUCCCCUUCUUUUUUUCUUUCUUAUCUGUAUAUUUGUUUUUCGAGAAAAUGUUAUUGCUGGUGAGUUGGUUUUUUUUUUUUUUUUUUUUUUUUGGGACCCCUCUGGGCUUUAGAACGUAUGUAAAUAUGGAGAUUUUUAGUAGUCAGUAGGUAGAUGAGUAAGUGUGUGAGUGAGACUUUGGGAUAUUUCUGUGUCGGGUGCCGGCGUGAGUGCUUUUAAGGCUCACGAUAAUGAUAUUUGGAUAUUUACUUGUGGAAGUGUAGUGCAAGAAUUGUACGGUCGGUAUUCGGUUUCAUAUCAUGGCCAGCAUAUUCUGUUCCCCAACCUUUUCCUCACCUUCGCAUCGAAGAAACCGUCCCUGCCAAGUCCUUUUCUACGUGUCCAUUUGGUCUGGAGUCCAAAUGUAACGGUAGAAAGAAAAGAGGACCAAAGUAGGAACGGACGAUGGAUGAACAUGAAUGAGAGGAGACCAUGUAACCUCGACAAACUUGAAUGAGUUCCUACACGCGGCUACUCAAGCUCAGGUUCGAACGGCGCACUCUAACCGCCACCGACCCCAUCUCUCUCCGGGCGUACGCCGGCCUUCGUUCAACGGCCCCGCGACGCGGCAUCCGAAUCCCUCUCGUUGGCCCCUUUGCCCUUUCCUCCGCCGCCCGCGCUGCUGCCUCCGCCGACGACCACCACUUCGUCGGCGGCCUCCACGUCGUCGCCGUUGUCUGUGGUCUCUACGUCCACGUCGUCGUCGCCGCGGCCAACCUCGACUCCUGCGCCAAAUGCGGCGACGUGCAUUCGUCCCGUAGGAUGUUCGACGCAAUGCCUCACAGAAACAUUGUCUCUUGGAAUGCUAUGAUCUCCGGCUACGCGAACGCCGGGUUGGGCGUCUUGGCGCUGGAGCUGGAGCUGUUUCGACUUAUGAGAUGCUCCGAAUUCCAGUUGGGCGCUGAUUGAGUACACAGUGGCGAGCGGCCUGACCGCAUGCUGGGGGAUUAGUGAUAUGUGGACUGGUGCUCAGAUUCAUGGCUAUGCUGCGAGGGCAGGAUUCGAGACAGACCAAGCGGUGGUGAGUGCCUUGGCGAACAUGUUCUUUAGGUGUGGGGACGUUGAGAGCGCGCAGAGAGCUAUGGAGGGGAGAGAAAAUUCUUGCUUGAGUUCUGAACUCAUGAUGAUUAAAGGUUAUGUUGCCAAUGGCAGGUAUUCUGAUGCUCCUGAGUUGGUUGUUCGGUGUGCCUUGGAGAUCUUGUGGAUAUGAUUGCUAUGGACAGCAGUGUCCUGGUUUCCAUUUUAACUGUGUCUGCUCAUCUCGGGUUGCACAGAGUUGGGAAGCAGGUCCAUGGUCAUAUCGUUGCACUGGGCACCGGUGAGUAUGGCUCUUUAUGUACCGGUGAUAAUGCUGUUCUUUGGAGCUGUCAUGGAAGCUCGGUCUGUGCUUGACGGUUUUACGUGAAAGGCAUGUUGCUUGCUGUAACUCGAUGAUCAUUGGGUACAUUUGUAAUGGACUAGAAGAAGUUCGUUGGUUCUUCGAUGGCAUGACCGACUAUGUCCAGCAAGAAUUGCCGCAAGAGGGGUUGAGUUUGCUGGCUAGUUUGUACCGUGAAGAUGGAUUGGUUCAGCGUUUUUCACUGGCAAGCAGAUCCAUGCUCAAGCUCUGAGGACAGGAAUUCAAGAUGGUCACAAUUCUGUAGUCAUAGAAACAACUCUCGUUGACAUGUAUGCCAAGUCAGGUUUUCGGAGAGGCGUGGAGGAAGCAAGGUGUUGAUGGGGAGCCUGGACCGAGCCAAAUCCAAGUUGCAGCUGGUACUUUGGAUGUAGACGAUGAUGCGAUUCUAUGUAUGUGCUUUAUAUCAUAAAACUUUAAACCAAGGUAAAUUUUUGCCACUUAACUGAAAGAUAUCUAUGUACUGAAUGGUGAAGAACUCUAUGUUGAAGGUUUGAGGUCAUUGGUAUUUUAUCUGAGUUGCUGUGGGUUAAACACCAAUGAGGUGCUGUGUCCAAGCAAUUACACCGGAUGCCGAUAUUGUGAGAUUGUGGUCUGUCAUUUCACUCGUUGUUGGUCAUCAUAUUACCUUCUGUGCCUACAUAGAUGUGAAUUUGAUGGUACAUUUUCUUAUGUUGGUCGUGCGUAUCCAUUACAAGAGAUCUCAGUUGCUUGAGUGCAGUUUAUGUUACCAGACUCUGAUUCAGUUGUAUGAUUCUGGUUUCUUCCUAUACUGCUUUAAGUUCUACAAAGAGUUGAGCCUGCCUAGAGAGUUGACCACCGUUCUACCUCGCUAAAGGAAGCAGAAAGCCCAAAGGUUAAUAGUCCAAUCUUGGAUGGCUUUCUCGUGUUAUGAUGACUUUUCUAAAUAAGAAAAAGAGGUAUUUAUCACUUUAGUAUUUUUUUAUAAUAGGUCAACGUUGAUAUAUUGUUUUUCUUUUGGCUUUCCGUGAGAGUAUACCUUUUGUUUUAG
This is a messenger RNA of Musa acuminata AAA Group (dessert banana), 4030 nucleotides long. RefSeq lists its product as uncharacterized. The record is from RefSeq and is a predicted model, not a curated record. Bases 235 to 1479 code for a protein of 414 amino acids. Gene Ontology annotation, molecular function: protein binding. NCBI's taxonomy places the organism in Eukaryota, Viridiplantae, Streptophyta, Magnoliopsida, Zingiberales, Musaceae. The transcript is spliced from 2 exons.